This is a messenger RNA of Babjeviella inositovora NRRL Y-12698, 1512 nucleotides long. RefSeq names its product Zn(2+) transporter. Lineage: Eukaryota; Fungi; Ascomycota; Pichiomycetes; Serinales. Bases 34 to 1362 code for a protein of 442 amino acids. The transcript is spliced from 2 exons. The record is from RefSeq and is a predicted model, not a curated record.
AGAACUAGUUCUCCCGUCAGGGCAAGGUCUCCAAUGCGCUCCAAGUCACCUGUUCGCCAACCGUUCAACUUCCAGUCGCAGAUGAUGAUGCACAACAACUCUUCGGCAAACUCCUUGACCGGGCACACGCGAACCUCCAGUAACACCGGUCUCAAACCGGCGCACCGCAAGGGACACAGAUACAAGCACUCUUCGGUGUCGAUGAAUCUUUUCCAGGAGCCGAAACUGCGAGCAGACAUCAACAUCCCUGUGACGUUGCCGUUUCCAAAACUUGGAGAGAUCCGGGGCAGCUUGUCGCAUGAACAGAGCACCCAAGUGGCCUGGGGGCUAUGGCACGUGCUUCUUUCGGCGCUUCUCUACCUCAUCAACCGCCACACAGGUCUUCCCAACUUUGAUACCCUUUCGCACUUGGUGUUUUACGAUUCCGUUUCGAUCAUGGCGAUGAUCAUCGUCAACGUCAUGGGAAACUUUGACUGUUGGAACACAUCGCUGAUCAAGUAUCCGUUUGGUUUGGGUCGUAUCCAGGUGCUUGCGGGGUUUGCCUUGGCCAUCUGGCUCAGCUUUGUGGGGUUUGACUUGUCGAACCACUGCGUGGAGGCGUAUAUGGCCGAGUUUGUGGUGGGCGAAGGUCAUGCACACGAUACACCGUCUGGUGGCCAUAGCCACCACCACCAUCAUGCUCACCCUGACAUGUCUGGCUAUGACGUGGUCAAUGGAAACCGUUUUGUAUUCCUGUUCAUGCUUUUGUUAACCAUCUUCACCACCAUCGUCUCGGCGAAGCUUAUCAGAAGCGAUUCCAGCCAUAAAAGUUUGGCAAACAUCGUGAGCAUGAGCGACUUGAAGGUGACAAAGUGGGAUAGACAGCAGCUCUGGGCGCGACUUUCCCAGAAGAUGAACAACCCAGCCCACUUGUUAACCUUGGUACUCGCCGACUUGUUGUUACUCACGUAUAACCCGUUCUAUCCCUGUGCGAUCAAUGAAAAGAUCAUGGCUUUCACCAUCGCAAUCUUGAUUAUCGUUCUUGGGAUCAAGCUCACGCACAAGCUUGGGCUCAUCCUUAUCCUCUCGUUCCCCGCGUCUGCCAAACAGUUUGACAGGCUUCUCCAUGAGGUGGAGAACGAUAUCAAAAAUUUGGACGCGUUCAAGUCGUCUACCAAUUUGAGCGAGAUCUUCAUCACCAAGUUCAACUACAAGUUAUAUGUGAUCGGGCUCAGGUUGAAGAUGAUCGGUGGGAGCGACCAGGACGAGUGCUUGUUGCGAAAUGAUAUUGUGCGGUUGAUCAAAAGACACUUGUCAGACUACGAAGAGCGGGCCGUGGACAACGAUGCAUUUGAGAUCACAGUAGAUAUUGAUAGAUUGUAAUGACAAAUGCUGAAUUUAUUAUAUAUGUGGCGCAAAACGCUGUGGACGUGUGUCUAUUUUCAGUGACAUCAAAGUGAUAGCUGAGACGCAUUGUACUGCAGGUUGGAACUUGCAAGUACACCGUAUAACCAUUAAAAGAACUAAAGCGAU